This is a messenger RNA of Recurvomyces mirabilis, 567 nucleotides long. RefSeq lists its product as uncharacterized. Lineage: Eukaryota; Fungi; Ascomycota; Dothideomycetes; Mycosphaerellales; Teratosphaeriaceae. Gene Ontology annotation, biological process: phosphatidic acid biosynthetic process; triglyceride catabolic process. The record is from RefSeq and is a predicted model, not a curated record. Bases 1 to 567 code for a protein of 188 amino acids. Gene Ontology annotation, cellular component: endoplasmic reticulum; lipid droplet. Gene Ontology annotation, molecular function: acylglycerone-phosphate reductase (NADP+) activity; triacylglycerol lipase activity. The transcript has 4 exons.
AUGUCCAAGAUGAAGGUCUUGGAGAGCAGCGGCAUCGAAUGCCUCCAGCUUGAUGUCGCCAAUGCAGAUUCAAUCACGAAAGUAAUCCAGUUCCUGGAACGCGCGUGUCUUGGGAAGCUUGAUAUCUUGGUCAACAAUGCUGGUCUCUGGCUCGAGACACCUGCGCUGGAUAUCGAGAUGAGCAUGAUCAAAGCAAUGUUUGAAGUGAACGUCUUUGGACCCAUGGAGAUGGUGCGACAGUGCACUCCUUUGCUGUUCAAGGCCAAAGGCUCGAUUGUCAACAUCAGCAGUAUUCUCGCAAUCAUGCCAUAUCCGAUGACAUCUGCAUACAACGCGUCUAAGGCGGCGCUGGCACAGUACUCUGAGACUCUCAGGCUUGAGCUCGAGCCCCUGGACAUCCGUGUCUUGACGAUCAUGAGCGGUCAGGUAUCGAAUAAUCUAGUUCGAGCGCCACGGCUGAACGAGGGCUCGAUAUACAAGUCGUUAGAACCUAUGCUAGUCCAGCGGGCCCGUGGAUAUGCUGGUCCGUUGAAGUCAUGGGUGAUAGCUUACGCGAUGUCUGGCUGA